Oryzias latipes (Japanese medaka) is the source of this 2180-nucleotide messenger RNA. The record is from RefSeq and is a predicted model, not a curated record. NCBI's taxonomy places the organism in Eukaryota, Metazoa, Chordata, Actinopteri, Beloniformes, Adrianichthyidae.
UUUAAACCAUGUGAUGGUACAGUCUGUUGAGGUUCCGCGCGGGAGCGGAAAACGUGCAUCCGGCGGAGAAAGGAAGAGCUUCUCAUCACGUCAAGACUCCAGCAUGGCUCGAGACUGGAAACCAGGGGACCUUAUUUUUGCUAAAAUGAAGGGGUAUCCUCACUGGCCUGCAAGAAUCGAUGAGGUCCCGGAUGGGGCUGUAAAGCCAUCCAACAUCAAGUACCCCAUAUUUUUCUUUGGCACCCAUGAAACAGCGUUUCUUGGUCCAAAAGACAUCUUCCCUUAUUUGCUCAACAAAGAGAAGUAUGCAAAGCCCAACAAAAGAAAAGGCUUCAAUGAAGGAUUGUGGGAGAUUGAGAAUAACCCAAAAGUUGAGCUUACAGCACCCAAGCCGGUUCCCCCCCACUCUUUUAUGGAAAAGGAUUCAGACAGCAGUCCAGAGGCAGAGGAGGAUGCAGGUGACCAAGAAGUCCAAUCCAAAGUUCCAGGAAGUGAGGCUGAGCAUGAGAAUGAAGAGCAGGAGGAUGACGAAGAGGGGAGGUGUCUGAUAUCUGAGUCUCAGAGUCAGGAUGGAUCAUCUCAGAAAGAAUUAACAGAUGCUUCAAAAGCCAAGAGAGGAAGAAAGAAAAAGGUUGGUCAUGAACAUUUCUACAUUUUGUCUAUGAAAGAGUUGGAAAUCUUUCUAAGGAGAACGUUAACUACUUUGCAGAGUGAAUCAGAACAAGAAAAUGAAAAAGAUGAAGCCCCUGCAAGUCCUGUCAGUCCAUCUGGUGGAGAUCCUCUUAAACGACGAGGCAGGAAGCCCAAAAGUGAGAAGUUGCAUUUGCUUCAGCAACAAGACCAUCACGGAUCAGGAAGUGAAAUGGAAACAGCAGAACCAGAGAAAAAGAGGAAGAGGGCAUCGGAGGACAAGACCCACUGUGAAGAAGAAAGGAGGAAGAAGAGGGACGGUAGUAAAGGCAAGGAGUUGGAAUGGAAAGAGCCGGAAGCCAAGAAGAAGAGGCAGACCAAAGACGACGGCUCGUCUGGCUCUGACGAUGACGAGGAAAACAAAGGUAAUAAUAAAAAACAACAAAACUCCGAAAUGGACAAAGAUGGGCGUCGGCAGAAAGCUGAUGAAGGGAAAGAACCAAACAAAGACGGCGCAAAGAAAACUGAGGCAGGGGUCAAGAAAAAAGAGAUGUCUACUGACAUGAAGCUCCAGAGGCUCCACACGCAGAUCAAAAUGUCCCUGAAAAUAGACAACCCGGAUGUGAAGAAAUGCUUGGAUGCUUUAGAUGAGAUCAGCUCUCUUCAGGUCACGACUCAGCAUCUUCAGAAACACAGUGAUCUCAUUUCCACACUCAAAAAGACCCGCCGAUUUAAAGCUAGCCAAGACAUAAUGGACAAAGCCACCAUGCUGUAUAACAAGUUCAAGAGCAUGUUCCUGGUUGGAGAAGGGGACUGUGUGCUCAGCCAAGUGCUCAACAAGUCUUUAGCUGAACAGCGGCAAUACGAGGAAGCAAAGAAAGGGGCGCUCAAAAAAGCUGAGCAAGUCAAAGAAAACGCUGCAGACUCUACUGACAAGGUGACCAACGGUGAGAUGAGUCCUGCAGAAAAGAAGGAAGAGAUGGAGCAGGAGAAGUUCCUGGAAGACUCAGCAGCUGCAGAAAACCACAGAGGUCCAAAGGCUCAAGAAGAGGCCACCUGAGCAUCUGGCUCACCUGCAGAGGUUGGCUGCUGUGCUGACACCACCUUUUCUAGAACUGGGUUCCAGAUAAAGAGUUGCUGCUCUGAGGCGUCACUACAUGAACCAGCAACCCCCCAAUGACUGACUGCAUAUUUGUUGGAAAUAAACUUGUAGACACCUUAUUAUGCUACUUACAUAGUUAACCCACAGCAGAAAUGAGUGAAUGUUUGCGAUCAGGAACCUGAUUGGUCUGUUUGAGCUGUGCACUUCCUGUUUUGGAUGCAUGGUUUUUCCUGCUGAAUCUGCUCUGGCCUUCAGUUCACAUGAUCUGGAAUUCAUGAGAAUGUCUGAACGCUUGCUGGAUGAGCACUUUGAUGGAUGUACAACUAACUAUGGAACUGCCAAAGUCAAAGCUAUUUUUUUAAACCAUGUUAAAGUUUUCUUUUCAACGUAGAUGUACUUAAGACUUGUGUUUGUGUCCUUCUGAAAUAAAGUCAUAACAUUCUUCUUA